AUGGUUCGUCUAUACCCCACGUUCAAGGCAGAAAAAGUCCUCGGGGUGGUUGCUAGCCCGUACGGGACUGUCAUAGGCGCACAUGGAGGGGGUGGUAGUUACUUCGUUGGAAACCAGACGAUAGGUUUCUUCCGAUUGCCAUGCGCACCAUCCAGUACGCGGAAAAGCGUUUCAGACCUGGACUCGCAACCGCGAAAGGAUCGGAGUCUGAAGCGUGGCCCACUUCUGUACGUUGCAGUGGCCGCUGUGGAGGCCGUUCACGUUUGGGAGACACGACGUGCCCGCCUUGUCGCGAGACUGACCAAUGUGUCAGUGCUAUCUCCGGUAACGUGCAUCAGCUGCACCCUGGAUCUCGGGUCACUGACUAAGCACACAGACCAGGAUCAACGACGCUCUUCGGGUCCACAAAUGGUGUCGUCUGUAUGGUAUAUGAUUGCUGCCGGCCAUGCUGACGGUACGAUAUCGCUCUACGUGCUCCAAGCGAGCGAAGGACAAGCCAGGAGUACUUGGUACGACAAAGCAGCGUACCCGUUUGGGCAAACCCAAGGAGACGCUACCCAGUCGGAGCCAUCAGCCGCAUCAGGUGGCGUGGAUCACGCUGUGUUCAGACUCUGCGAUACGAAGCGGCUUCAGGGGCAUCGAAGUGGCGUGACUUGUCUCGCCUUCUCUGGAGACAGCGCCCAUCUCGCCUGCGGAUGCCGAAACGGAGAUGUCAGCCUCUGGGACAUUUGGUCGGAACAGUGCAUUCUCCAGCUUCGCGGUCUUCAUUCGGAUCUGGUGACCUCGCUGUGCUUCAUUGGGAAUUCCGAAGACAACAUUACGUUCGAUGCAAUGCAAAGCACCAGACGAGGUAACGCGCUGUACCGAGGAAAAGUGCUUCUGAGCAGCGGCAAGGAUGCCGUGAUUAAACUGGUGGAUCUGGAAACGCAAGACUGCCUUCAGGCGCUGUUUUGUGAACAGAGCGCCAUAUGGAGCACCGUAUACCUAGCGAAGCGGAAACUGUUUCUCGCUGGAAAUAACGACGGGGACAUUCACCUUUGGCGGCAGAAUGCAGCGGCCUCUGGUGACGCGCACGCAUGGCGCCCGCCGUCGCAUGGCACGCAUUUCACGAAGAUCGGCGUCGUGCAUCGAGCCCGCGCACGAUCGCGACUUUUGGGCCUCUGCGCGGCGCCUGAUGAUUCUUUUGUGAUCGGCUUCGAUGCGGAUCGAAACUUGGAGUUUUACGAGGUACGUGAUGAGAGUGGUGUCAAGCGACAUAUCAAGAGAAGGCGCAAACGGGCAGCGAAAAAACAUGCGAUGGAGCAUGUUUCAAGUGCGAAUUCAUGCCUCGAGGGCGAAUCCGGUGACGGAGACGAUGCGAUGCGCAAUGAGCUGGAAGCGUCGGAUUUUCUCUGUCUGCGCUUGCAAACCAAGUUUGAGUGUAAGAUCUUAUCACUUGCAUGUAUUACAAACGGUGAUAGAUUCGGAAAAGAUCGCAUGGAAAACUUAAUGUUUAUCGUUCAUCGCGCAAAUAACGCUGUGAGCGUUGAAAACGCAUGCAUGAUUCUCGGAGACACACAAAACGAGGUUUCGGGCGAGAUAAGCCUAGCAAAUGUGACGAAUGCUACUCGCGAGACCAGGCUCGAAACGUCCCCCGUUCGAGUGUCUGGAGUGGAGUGCGCAUUGUAUAUUGGCGGCGACGGGCAUCCGCAACCUGUCACCGCCCUUGCCCUAUCUGAUGACUUCGAUCAGUUUCUGAGCGCCAGUAUGAAAUCCGUUCCAUUACCUCGAGUCGGCCAUCCGCUGAUCCUAUCAGCGGCGCAGGACAUUCGAAUUUGGAAUAGUGGCACAGGGCAGUGCCUGUGCUCUAUAGAGCUUCCGGAUGCAGGUGAAAGGAAGAGACCAACCGUGACUGCUGUCAUGUUUCUGCGCCCGCCGUCCGACGCGGGAGCUUCCUUUGUCGAGGGGAAGUAUGCAGCUGUAGCAACGAACAAAGGUGCCGUCAUGAUUCUCGACUGCGAAUCGGGAGUGAUUCUGGAAAAGCAAUCGAUAGCGCCAGCGAAUGGGGCACCUACAGGACCAGUCAUUCGGGCGAUGGCACAAUCAGCUUCGGGUAAUUUCAUAGCAGUGGGCGGCAACGCCGGCUUUGUUAGUUUCCACCGCUUGAGCUUCUCUGGAACAACCUGGAGCGUUCACGAUGCUCCUCGACUCGAGGUUGCAAAUGAAAUUACAGCGCUAUGCUUCACGCCUAACGAGGAACUCAUCCUUGUUGCGCUCACGGAUAUGACGGUUCGUGCGUUCCGAAUGGAUUCACUCUCUUUUGCACUUUCUUUCUAUGGACACAAGUUGCCGGUAACCACCAUGGACAUUAGUGGUGACUCGAAGAUGCUUGUUACGGGCUCCAUGGACAAAUCGAUCAGACUUUGGGGGCUGCAAUUCGGCGACUGCAUUAGAUGCAUCUCGCGCGCCCACGAAGAUGGUGUCACAUGCGUGCGCUUCGACUAUAGUAAUCCUCGCUGCUUUUGGUCUGGCGGACGGGACGGCAGUCUGCGCUACUGGGACGCUGAUCUUGCUGCUGAUCGAAGUUUUAUUUGCACACUUGACGGCAAGAAUGUGCUCGCUGAAAAUGGCUGGGGCCACCGCAGCGGUACGGUCACAAGCAUCGCGCCAAGCGGUCGAGGGGAAAUCGUCGUCAGCGCUGGAACGGACCAUAGCAUCCGUGUUUGGCAUCGUCUGGAUGAUCAGAUUGUUGCUGGAGAAGAAGGCGAACGAGCUCUUCGAGAGCACUUCGAAACGGACGCUCUGAAGGAUCAAGAAUCGGACUACAUAGGAAUCAUUGAGGCAGAGGAGAAUGAAAGUGAAGCAGCCUACGAGCCAGCGACCAGCGUCGGGAGCAUUCACAACACACCAAACUCUCUGAAAACCCUGGACAGUAUUGCUGCUACAGAUCGAAUCAUUGAGCAGAUGGCGAGAUUCGAGGAUGAAACUCGUUUGGAUGGGUCCUCCGCGAAAAAACAGCGCAUCAGCGAAUUGCUUCCACUUCUGCGGAGUAUCCGCACAACGCAUUACAAUGCGGCGCUCACCGCGUUACCGAUGGGCUCAGCAUUGAUGCUCGCUCGAAUUUGCCUCGAAACGGCGGAACACCCGGAAGAUUUCAUCCAGUGCUCUCUAAGUGAUCGAGAGUUACUCAUUCGCACGGUUUUGAAAUUGAUCAAGGAUCGAUUUCGAGAAUUCUGUGUUCAUAUUGCAGGUCCCGAAGGAAACCAGACCAGAAAAUUCGUUUCGACUUUCCGGCAGCGAGCACAAGCUUUUGUACGCGAUUCGCGCAGCAUUGUCGGGAUGAAUAUCGCCGCUUUGCGGAUGAUUUAG
Molecule: messenger RNA, 3348 nt
Organism: Cyanidioschyzon merolae strain 10D
Lineage: Eukaryota; Rhodophyta; Bangiophyceae; Cyanidiales; Cyanidiaceae
Exons: 1
Coding region: 1-3348 (1115 amino acids)
Biological process (GO): maturation of SSU-rRNA
Cellular component (GO): small-subunit processome; Pwp2p-containing subcomplex of 90S preribosome
Molecular function (GO): protein binding; snoRNA binding
Source: RefSeq, a predicted model, not a curated record